ACCUACGAUAAUAGUAGUAUCCGAAAAGUGCUUGUGAAGAGUAGAAAAAAAGUUGCCGUAACUAAAAUUUUAUUUUUUGCUCAUCUAAAAUAAUCGACAGAUUCAAAUCAGAACUACAUAACCAUGCAGCUACUGAAAAGGAAAGCCUUCUACUUCACCCUCCUGAUUGUUCUCCUCAGCGUCUGCUUGGAGGAAACGGAAGCCCGACGAAAGAUUCUCCGCGGCCGACGAACGGUAACCCGAACUUAUAAACGAGGAACUCUCAUUCCAGCAUGGGCCAUCAUCGCACUGGUAGGAGUUGUAUACAUGAUUAUUGGAGGGCUUUCGUAUCUAGUGUUCCGAAAAGUGGUUCUUCAAACGCCUUUAGAGAAUGUUAACUCCUACACACCAGCCAUGAUGCAAGAUCACGAGUGAAUAGGGUGCCGUUGAUAAAUCGUGAUAUUGAAUACCACCUUAGUGUUUAAUACAUCGCCUCUACUAAGAUACAUACAAAAAGUACAUUAAAAAGUGAACCGUUUACGAAGCAAUGAUCAUGUUUUGCUAAAUUUGAUUUUACUUUACAAAAAUCGAGACCAAGAAUGCCAGUGAAUUAAAUUAAAGUAACACACAUGUAUUUGACGGAUCCUUAAAACGAAUAAAAAGUUCUAAAAAUUCAACAAAUGUUUUGAAUAAAUAAAAAAAACUGAC
Molecule: messenger RNA, 687 nt
Organism: Uranotaenia lowii
Lineage: Eukaryota; Metazoa; Arthropoda; Insecta; Diptera; Culicidae
Gene: hoka
Exons: 3
Coding region: 124-414 (96 amino acids)
Source: RefSeq, a predicted model, not a curated record